UCAUUUGGAAAUCCCGUCCUUCCUAAUAAGACACAGAAGGCUCGGGGGACAGGGCUGUGAGAAGCCCAGGGGAAGCUGCCAAGGACACAGGCCUCUCCUUCCCUCCCAGGCUCCUCCCCGCCCCCGGCGGGUCCGCUCCCCGCCCAUAGCCCCGGGAGGAAGGCCUGUUCCCGCCAACCUUCCCGCUCCACCCCAGCCUCCCGGCCCAACCCAGGCCGCCCCUUGGGCCACCCCGUGUCCACAGCGGUAAACCGCAGCUUUGACCUUGGUGCCUUCGCAUGCCCCUCCCCCUAAUUCCAAACCCAGAGGGACCCCGCCCGGCUCGGGGAGACCAUGCACCAAGAAUGGAGAACAGCUUCGGAGGCCAACUACGUGGUGGGCAAAUCCCUGGAUUUCACGCCCCGAAGGGCGCUGAGCGAGGCGCAGGGGUGAGCGCCCCGCAUUCCUCGGGUUCACCUGCCCGGGUGUGAGGAGAGAGAAAUCAUGGAGUCUUCCAAGACCUUCAUGAGACAGCUGCCAAUCACACCAGGCUACUGUGGCUUCGUGCCGUACCUUAGCUGCGAGGGAACCUCCAGCGAGAACAACAUGUCCCACUGUCUGAAAACCUUCCAGGAGAUCACACAGCGAUAUAAAGACCAGCUGGAGGAAUUUCACUGCUCGGUCGCCGCUGCCCCGAAACUGAAGCCCAUCUGCUCUGAGGAGACGGUCCUGCGGGCCCUGCACCAGUACGAACGGCAGUACCACCCCACGAGUCUGGAAUGCAAGUACGUAAAGAAACCUCUCCAGGAGCCUCCGAUCCCUGGCUGGGCGGGCUACCUGCCGAGAGCCAGGGUCACUGAAUUAGGCUGCGCCACACGGUACACUGUCAUGGCCAGAAACUGCUACAAGGACUUCCUGGACAUCACAGAGCAGGCCAAGAGAGUGCAUCUGAAGCCAUAUGAGGAAAUAUACAGAGUUAAGUCCACACAACCUCCUCCUGCUCCUCCAAAAAUUUUGCAGCACGAAGGGCUGCUGCCAAAAUAUCCGGAUUUCUCUGUUCCAAGUGGUAGCUGUCCCGCCCUUGGAAAACCCCUGAUAGAGGAUCCCAGCCCUCCAGUGACGUAUGGCAGUACUGACAGACCGAAUCUGUCACGCAGUAGGAAGAUUUAUCUAGAGCCGCUGUCCUCAGCAAAGUAUGCAGAAGGCUAGCAGCAGAGAGCCUCCGAGGGAGAGGAUCAUAUCGUGGAUCACUCUUGAAGUCACUGGCUAAUUCAUUUGGCACCAACCUUUUAAACAUGGCUUGAGCUGUAAAACGAAAACAAAAAACAACCACCCAAUGACAGAGGUAACAAAAUUGAAUAAAGGCAAUUUAAAGAAUU
Messenger RNA from Equus caballus (horse), 1358 nucleotides. It is a transcript of the gene SPMIP5, whose product is annotated as sperm microtubule inner protein 5. Lineage: Eukaryota; Metazoa; Chordata; Mammalia; Perissodactyla; Equidae. The record is from RefSeq and is a predicted model, not a curated record.